CUUCUCGCAUAUAUCUACAGUGAAUCACCAAGCAGGUGGUUUAUACCCCCUAUGCUGUUUUCGACUAUUAAAUCGAAAUAAACUUAACGGCUGUGGGAUUUUUGAAAUAAAUUAAUUAAUGUAUUUAUUAAUGUUUUUAUUUACUGUAUUUAAAGCCUCUGUUAUUAACGGUCAGUGCGAUGUCUUUCAUUUUUAAAUCGAGGAGGUUGGGAGCCGAAAAAAUAAGUAAUGCGAAUCAUAACGUUCCUUGGCAGAAUAGAAAAAACAACCAAUCAGAAUUGUCUACCACUUUAUCAGUUCACCAUUAACAUAAGUUAGGUUUUCUCAGGGAUAUCCCAUCAUGUUCCCGCUUCAGGGGACACAGAACCUGCCGCCUAUAGUGAUGACCAGCACACAAAUACCUCAGCCUCCAUCAAGAAGUAGUUUUCUGUGCUUGGGGGAGACGCUCACUUCCAUGCAGCACUAUUAUAUGCCCUCAUUCCCAGAUUUUUUUCAAGGUGGUUCCCUCCAGUUCCUGCCAGAGGUGCCACAGACCUCACCAUCUAUGGCCUUGUCCAACUUGCAAACAACAGAGCCUCCACCAAGAACCCAGGAGAGUGGUGGUUCUCUGUUUGCCCCAAAGGAGUAUGUUCAGCCAACACUACCAGGCUGUACAAGUGAUUUGGCAAGCUACCAGCUGCAUAACCCCACCUCCAGCGUCCCCCAGUGUUCAGCAGAAGACAGUGCUCACAGCUCCCAGAAACCUAUAGAAAAACCCUUAGAGAAGAGGGAGCUCCGCUUAAUGAAGAACAGGGAAGCUGCCCGGGAGUGUCGACGAAAGAAGAAGGAGUAUAUCAGAUGCCUCGAACAACGAGUGGUUGUGCUCGAAAAUCAAAGCAAGUCUCUGAUGGAGGAGCUGAGAGCCUUAAAAGACAUCCACAAAGUCGAGUGAUUUGUCCGACCAGACGAGAAACUGGGAUUGUGUAGACUGUGCUGAUCUCACACAAAACACUCCUUGUCCUUGCUAUUAAAUGUGUUUACACGAUGAUGUCAGUGUUUCAGGCUCAGAAUUAUCCAUGCACCACCAGCAAAAACAAGAACCUUGUUUCAGGUCAGACUUAUCAGUGAGCACUAUGAAGAACUUUUGGCCCAGGCAGCCUUCCAGAGCAAGAAGGAAGAGGAGGAAGCAGUAUGUGUGGACACCUGCAGACUCACAACGCCUUACAGGAGACUGAAAACCAGAAGCUGCAGGACCAGAUGAUGAGGUUAAACUAACAAAAAAAAAGAUCGGUCACUUAUGCCUAUGCUGCCAUCACUUUAACUGCACCGCAUUUCACAUUCCUUGCAAUCCAGUUUCAGGAUUUGGCUCUUUUAGAAUACUGUAUUAAUUGAAAGUCUUUGUGAUGGUAUGGAGGUUUGUUCAGGGAAAAUGCUGCCAGAAACCAAAUGUUCAAUCACAAGGGUGUCACGUAGUUUGUGUUUGAUUUUUAAUUUACUUCACAAAUCAUAAUGCAAGCAUACUCCAAGGGCUCAUUAGUCUUAUUCAUCCUCCAUUUUUAAUGCAGAGGCCUGUCAGGAUGUGUUGUGCAUCAGUGGCUUUUUUUUUCAUUUUAUUUGUGCCCUAUUUAUAUUUUUGACCUACUGCCACACAGUUGGUUGUAUAUUCAGUUAACAAGUACAGAUUUGUGGAGAUUGUGGAAAUGAACUUACUGUUGGGUUUAGUUUUUUUGUGUCCUUUAUUUCAGUAUAUACGGAUUAAUUUAGAAUUUUAUUGAUUUGUCAUUUAUUUUGAUGGCAAAUUUGUUGCUGAAAUCCACCUUUGUCACUCACAGUUGGUAUUUUAUUUCUCUGUGACAUUUCAGUUGUUGUCUUGUUAUGGCCAUACCAACUUUGAGGUUUCCUUAAUAUUUUGUAAAUGUUUUUGCUUCAGUAAAGUUCUUGUUUGAA
Molecule: messenger RNA, 1926 nt
Organism: Amphiprion ocellaris (clown anemonefish)
Lineage: Eukaryota; Metazoa; Chordata; Actinopteri; Pomacentridae
Product: cAMP-responsive element modulator-like
Exons: 5
Coding region: 341-931 (196 amino acids)
Biological process (GO): regulation of transcription by RNA polymerase II
Cellular component (GO): ATF4-CREB1 transcription factor complex; nucleus
Molecular function (GO): RNA polymerase II cis-regulatory region sequence-specific DNA binding; DNA-binding transcription factor activity, RNA polymerase II-specific
Source: RefSeq, a predicted model, not a curated record